AUGAACCGAUCCCUCGUCGCUGAUUUAUACACUAGGGAGUCGAAGCUGACGCGGCUGCUGGGCGCCGGGCUGUCGGGGGCGCGCGGCGAGGCGGUGUGCGUGGUGGUGACGCUCAACCCGGCGCCAGACUGCGCGCACGAGACGCGCCACGUGCUGCAGCUGGCCGCCGUCGCCAGGGACAUACAGGUCAACAACACCGUGGCGGAGUACUCGUCCCUGGAGACCAGCGCCCAGGACUCGAGCGUCUGCAGCGCGGAACUGCUUAAGCUGAGGACGGAAAACGAGCGUCUACACUUCGAGCUUCUGCAGAAAGUGGAAGGAGCCCAUCUAGCGGGCCAUGAGCCAGGCCCCGGGCAGUGGCACGGCGCCCUGGCCUUGGCCUGGCGUGGCAGCGAGGUGGCAGCGAGGUGGCAGCGCGUGGCACGUGGCAGGGCGCAGGGGCGCGCGCGCGAGCUGGUGGCCGCCAUGGAGGAGCGGCAGGCGGCCAGCGCUGCCACCAUGCAGGAGCUGGUGGACGAGGCCAAGGACAUGACGCGCCAGUACUACGAGGCGCUGCUCGCCGCCGCCAGGGACGAGAUGGAGGAAAUGAAAGAGGAGUAUGAAGCGCGACUGAGCAAGGUGGCUCCACAACCCGCGCCCAGGGAGAACACACCUUCGCGCCUUCUACAAAAUAAGAUAGCCCAGCUAAUGAGGGAGAUAGCUAUCCUUGAGGAGAAACUGACUGCGGAGGUGUUAGCUCGGGCCAGGGCCGAAGAGGAGUUACAACAUUUGCGAGUGUGCAUAGAGGAGAGAGACGAGAAAGCGUACAAAGACUCCCAGAUGGGCGACGAGGAGGUUAUGUCCCUCACCGACAGCGAAGACGGCAGCGACACCGAGGAAUCGGAGGAUGCACGCAACGAGAGCCUCGAGCCGACCUUCAAGAGGGAGGACAUCAACAGGUCGCGGCUGAUGAGGCAGAGCCUGGCGAAGGCCCCUCCUGCCCCGGACAGCGCUUCUGAGGACAGCCUCUCGGAUGGAAUCGACGAUUGCACCGCAGAGAAAGUCAACGACACCCUCGAGUUGGAGAAAUCUGACGACACUCUGCUCGACGAAGACAGGUCCGUCGCCGGUCUGGACGAGGAGUCGCGCGUUAAUCACGAGGAGAGCGCUGGUGGCGCGGCUGAUGAUGAAUUGGAAGAAGCAAUAGAAGAUACGGGGAACACGGUAGACGACGCGGGUUUCCAAGAACCUAGUGAUGGAUUUGACGCUGAUGAUGGAGAGCUGGUUAGCGGCGAGACGGUGAUCAGUUCGAGUGACGCGGUCGAGGAGAAGUGCGUGUCGCAGAUGAUGAUGCGCGGAACGUAUUUCGUCAGGAGGUCCCAAGAUGACAGCAAGACGGGACGGUCGGACAGUGCGGAACUAGAUAUCACGAAUAGGGACCGAGAUGAGGCUCAAAAUGGGGAAGAACAGAGCGCCAUCGGUCGAGAGGAUGCUAAUGGAAAAGAGAGCGUAGCAGAGUUGAGAGAAGGAUCUGAAAGUGUAAAUAUUCCGCUUAAUGUGUCGGAGACGUUAGUGAAUAAAAUAAUUAAAUCGUUGAAGUCGACAUCUGAAUCACACAAUUCGAACGCUUCUUUGGCGCAGUUUGAACAAUUGGAAAUGGCAGCGAACGAAAUGGACCAUCGGGCAAGAAGAAAAACUUCCGACGGCUUGUUGAAAAUUGAAAUUGUUAAAGAGAAAAAGACAUAUUUCGACGACAACGGCACUAGUGCACCUUCAAUUGAUCGCGUCAUCAACGAGUCGGGGAAAGAGAAGAAAGUGUACUUCGACAAUUUAGAUCCCAUCGUUGAAAGUGGAAAGAAGGACAGAAUAUCCGAUGUCAAAUGUAUGGCCAAUCUGAAGUGUGACGAGUUCAGAUCGCCGUCGAUCGUAAAAGAAGACACCGGAUUAGACUAUGAGCCUAGUACGAUGAAACUGUUUGGGGAGAGUUUCACACGGCAACCAGAUCCCAUAUCGAUCGUAAACAAAACGGGUCUACUGAAGAAGAAAAACGACUCUGUCGACGUUUUCGAAUGUUUCGAUUCGCCGCGAACUGCAACCGAUACGAAUGAAGUUGAGAACAUUCGGAAAUCCAUCAACAAUAUUGUUUUAGACGAUAAAGCGGAUAACGUGGAUGUCAAUUCUAAAGUAGAACUUAACGAGCCUGUAUCAAUUGAAAAGCCGGUUGAAAGGGAAAUUUUUUCAGGAUCAACCAUAGACUCGUCUAAUCAACAAGCGGAGCCUAAAGUGGACAACACUUUGGAGGAGUUCGAGAACAUUUAUAAGGACGUAUCUGAAGCUAGGGCGACGGACUUCGAUUUGCUGGUGACACAAGAGAUAAACAGUUCCAAUAGCAAUGGCGAUACUACCGCAACGGACGUCCAAGGAGCCGCCGACAGGAAAUACAAUCUGCGCAAGAAGACGCUGAAGAAGUCCGAAUCGGAGGAGAACUACACAAAGAGGGAGAUCGACGAACACUACGUCAUAGAGAUCCUGAAGGAGAGCCAGGCGAAAUGCGAGAGCGCCGCGAAGAGUAAGAGGAACCAGCGGCUGCGGAGGAGAAGGCAGCAGGAGAGCGAAGCGGAACGGGAGCGGGGCGAGAAGCUGAAGGACAUCGCUAAUCUCCAGACGCAGUUCUCCGACGUCACGAUGGACCUGCCCGCGCCCCAGAGGCAGGCGAGAGACAUCGCCUCGCCCGAGAAACGAGUGGAGACGGAGAACGUGCCGCCGAUGGAAGCGACACAGAGCUGCCCCUCUAAAAGCGUGACGCGCAGCCGGCGGAAGCUGUUCACGCCGCGCGCAGAGCCGCUGGAGGAGGGCGCGGAGGGGGCUGAAGGGGCGGAGGGGUCGGGGGGCGCGGAGGGGUGCGGCGCCAGCGCGGAGCAGCCGCGCGUGCGGGUGCUGCGCCCCUCCUACCAGCGGCCGCGCGCGAGGCGCAAGCUC
This is a messenger RNA of Iphiclides podalirius (scarce swallowtail), 2958 nucleotides long. The record is from the annotation of a GenBank genome assembly. Lineage: Eukaryota; Metazoa; Arthropoda; Insecta; Lepidoptera; Papilionidae.